Messenger RNA from Suillus fuscotomentosus, 681 nucleotides. RefSeq lists its product as uncharacterized. Lineage: Eukaryota; Fungi; Basidiomycota; Agaricomycetes; Boletales; Suillaceae. The record is from RefSeq and is a predicted model, not a curated record. Bases 369 to 632 code for a protein of 87 amino acids. The transcript has 3 exons.
UUCCACGAUACUUAGCGGAAGAGUUCAUGUAUAUAAAUAUUCAACUCACAUCUUGGAAAUACUCAGGCCAUUCUGAUGUUUCUUUCUCCCUGUCCUGGCUCCUAGUACUUGUCGCACUUGAAACCUUCUGCCUUUUUGAUGCUCCUUUGGUGGAGCCUGCAGAACGCUUCAUACUCGCAAGAGCCAGUGAUACAACGUUGAACUACAAAUCAAAAUUGUUCAAGUCUGCCUCCUAGUCACGAGCUGAGAGAGUAAGACAAGUUUCUAUCACGGCGCGUCCCUAAACGCGUGACAUCACAAAUUGCCUGUUGUAUUUGUCACGCUCAGAUUCUCCCAGUCACGCCUGCUUUUCUAGCACCAAGUUUGAAAUGUCCGCUAUACCGCACACUCUCCGAGUCGUUCCAAGGAUUUCUAUAAAGCCGGGAAGUAAAGUUCUCCCGCCACCGCUCACAAACCAGAAUGAGCGUGCAUUCAAAGAGCCUCUGCUCCGGAUUAUGGCUCGCAGGCAACAAGAAGCGGGUGAUAUAUGGCCACCAAAUUUGCGCAUAGAGCCGCAUGUCACGAAGACAGCUAUUGGUAAAGCGCCGAAGGAGAUGCGCGUUCAGCUGAAGAGAUUGUUGAAGGAACGGUGAACACGGCAUGGAUGUAUCAUGUAUAUGCGCAUACCUUUUCCGGCCUGUC